Messenger RNA from Physcomitrium patens, 2351 nucleotides. The record is from RefSeq and is a predicted model, not a curated record. NCBI's taxonomy places the organism in Eukaryota, Viridiplantae, Streptophyta, Bryopsida, Funariales, Funariaceae.
UUGCUGUCCCACCGUGACAAUCAGCUCUAACUAGUGAGCAGAUCAGUGUUUCGGUCUCUAGCUUGGGCCACAUCACGAACAAGAUUCAAGUAGGUUGCUCAUCAUGUUUGUACCUCAUCGAGGCAUCUGUCGUGUACGUGAUUUGUGUGCAACUUGUUUUUUGGGUGUUUUGUAGGAUUCGGCAAUGGAAAGCUGGAGGAGGAGGAGGAGGAGGUAGAGGAGGUUAAUGGGGUGCGUGAAUCCGAACCCUGCAGGGUUGGGGUGUUAAUACACGGACUGCUACUUGUGGGAGGAAUUAGGUUACUCCUCAUCAUCACCUCCGAUCAUGAAAAUCUGCUGAAAUCGCUGGCAACGUGAGGGCUGUGGCGCUUGUGCAUCAGAGUUGAGCCAUACAUUUCACUAGAUUGAUCCCCAGGCAUGGGUGAAGGUGCGCAGCAGGCUGGCCAAGCGGGUCAGAUUGAAUCUGAACAGACUGCAGGCGGUGUUGGAAAUGGCAGUGUUGUUUUCGAGUUGAGAUAAUGUCUAACUUGUUGUCUCAAGGAAGCUCAUCACCAUCAUGUAAACCUCCUUGAACAACUAGCGAAUUGGAAACCGUGGACAUACCAGGAUUCUGGUCAUGGGCUUAUUGAGAACGUAGUAUAGUUUGUUAUUUUUAUUUUUAUUUUUUUUGCUAUCGUUUCAUUUCUCAGAUCUACCAAUUUUUCGGAUACAAGCGUUAGAAACCUUCCAGUGGAUGUACCAAAAUUGGAUGUGCAAUGGUGUUGACAGAUUGAGAUUCUGCACAUUUGGUAGAGUUCGAUCGCCUACUCCUCAGGUAUGCCGACAGGAGAAGUGGAAGCCAUCUUCACCUUCCUUUGAACAUUUCACAAAGCCGAGGUCGACGGCUCGAGCACUUCCAAAUCUCGACGCGGAGGUCGCCAUAGUCACGUAACCAUGGGAGCUGUUGAUUCGAACGUGGAUGCCAAUGGCGCGCAAGGGAACAUGAACAAGGUCGAAGCGGUGAAUUCCGAAAGAGGAACUGUCACAUCCGUAUCAGAUCGAAAGAACAUUUUGUCUCGCUUCUCAUUCCAGAAGAAACGGAAGCUGAAAAAGUAUUGCAUAUGGUGCGGGAUCCCGGUCCUCACGUUGGCGAUCGUCAUCCUGACUCUAACCCAGACGAUCUUCAAGUUCCGAGAUCCAGAUAUCACUCUUUCAGACGUGUGCUUCUCCGGCGUGACAAUCGACUACUCUAGACCCCUCAGCCCUUCCUCUGUCAACGCUUCAUUGUCAGCAAACAUGAACGUGUACAACCCAAACCACUACAACUUCAAAUUCAUCAACAGCACCAUUCACGUGGUCUACCAUGACGUGAUGGUGGGGAGAAUUUCUAUGCCAGGAGGCGAGCUCCGCGCUGGCAAAUCCUGCGCUCUGCAGGCGCUCGUCACUGUUGGAUCCCUGAAGCUAGGCAGCUCGAUGGGCAACUUGUACCUCGACUUCGAGAAGAACCAGCUGCCAUUCGCCAUGAGCGUCAACAUACCAGGCCGCGUCAAUGUCGCCCACAUCUUCAAGCACAACGUGGUGCUUGAAUAUCACUGCGACGUUGUCUUCUGGGUUGGAAACUCGACCCUAAAGGACUACCAUUGCUGGAGGAAGGUCCACAUGUGACUAACUAGUUACUCAUUACCCAACAGCUACGAUGAAAAUGCACGAUUCCAUUCUAGAUAGUGAUUCUGUAAGUGGCUCAUUCAUGGCAUGUUUGUCCAUGAUUAAUAUCACCGACUACGUCCAAUAACUGAGUUACGGAGCGGGGACCUCGACAUCGAAGCAAUUUUCUCCAAAAACACUGUGAUUUCGCUUAGCUGUACUCAAAAAAUACAUCAAAGAACUUAGCAAUGGAUCAAUCGGAGCUUCAGAAGUUGAGUCAUGUGUCGGAUGUGGGAACUUGAAUGGCCCAAUUCUUCGGUGGCGAACUUCGACGUGGAACUUCCAGUAUCCUUAAAAUCUGAUUCUGAACCAGCACGUAAUCAGUGCAUCAUCGGUGCUGAAACUCUUGUGUGAUUCACGUCAUUCCUAGCUCGCAGGUUGAAUCAGGUUGCGGACAUGCUUCGCUCCAUCACGUGGAAUGCUCUUGGAAUGGACCAUAAUUUUUGCGCCGCGUUCCAGGCGAGAAGCCUUUUCGGCGUUGUGGGCUCCUGGGUCGUGUGAUCUGUGUGGUGACCAGAAGGACAGAUUUCAUUAUCUGGUAGAUGAUGUUACAUGUAGAUAAUUUCCGUUACUGUUUCAUGUUCAUGCAAACUGCACAGGUCCUGAAGACACAAAUAUAUUUACUAUAUUUACUAUUUUAAUGAAGAGUUUGAUUCGAGAAUUGUUAA